Messenger RNA from Medioppia subpectinata, 587 nucleotides. The record is from the annotation of a GenBank genome assembly. NCBI's taxonomy places the organism in Eukaryota, Metazoa, Arthropoda, Arachnida, Sarcoptiformes, Oppiidae.
AUUGGCAACUGUUGUCCGAUUUGAACAAAACGUGUCAAUCCAUGCAAACCAGAAUUGUUGAACUCAUAGAACUGGUGGCCAAUGAAGAGGUCACUAACGAACUGUUGAGAGUUAACGACGAACUCAACAAUCUUUUCCUACGAUAUGAAAGACACGCCAAGAAACACAAACCACAGCAACAAAUGGCAGCAAUGGCUGCGAUGGCUGCACCCAAACCCACGCCGGCCUCAGAGCCCACUCUCAUUGACUUUGACUCGACCGAAGAGUCGGGUGUCGCUAACCGUUUGGCAGACAUUCAAUUAAGUGGUAUCAACGCUACCGCUUCCCGACCUAUAGAGACAACUGCUGGUGAUUUGGACUUUGAUGUGUUCGCUCAGUCCAGAGGCACUUCCACUAAAGACAACACCACUACUAAUGAUUUAAAUUCAGUUAAACCACAACUCAAUAAAUCGAUGCCAAUCCCUGAUAUGAUACCACAGGCACAACGGGAACAAGAUUUUGAUGAGAUGGAGAAGUGGCUGAAAGAGGACCCAUCGCUGGCCGGCAAUGAAUUCGACCGCUUCUUAGCCGAGAGGGCGACGGCUCUC